AUGGACAGGUCUCGAAGGAGAAUUGUCAUCCUGGGAAAAACUGGAAGUGGGAAAAGCAGCCUGGCUAACACCAUAUUUGGAGAUGAACUGUUCAAGCCCGGCAGCACUGCCAACUCUGAAACUAGUAAAUGUGGAGCCAUAACAAAAUCUGUCAAUAGAAGAAAGAUCACUUUGAUCGACACUCCUGGUUUCUUCGACACAGAUCGAUCUGAGGAGGAGCUGAAGCCUGGAAUAGUGAGGUGCCUCACAGAGUGCGCUCCUGGGCCUCAUGCUUUUCUCAUUGUGCUUAAAGUGGAGAGAUUCACAGAGCAUGAGCAGGCUGUCAUCAAUAAAAUAAACCAAUACUUUUCUGAAGAAGUUCUCAAGUAUGCAACAGUUCUCUUUACUUAUGGUGACCUGCUCCCUGAAGGACAGACCAUUGAGGACUUUGUCCGUGGUAAUGAACUUCUGAGUGAUCUGGUGAAGAAGUGCGGAGGCCGCUGCCAUGUCGUUGAUAAUAAAUACUGGAAGAACAACCAGCAGGAUGAAUACAGGAACAACCAGUUCCAAGUGAAGGAGCUACUCAAAACAAUAGAUAAAAUGAUUGAGGCAAACAAAGGAAGCCGGUACACCCGUGAGAAACAACAACCUCAUGGGGGUUUGCUCAUAGCAAUGGCAGGUCUGACAGCCGCAGCCAGUGGCGCGGGAAGGGGGUGCUGA
This is a messenger RNA of Anoplopoma fimbria (sablefish), 699 nucleotides long. RefSeq names its product GTPase IMAP family member 7-like. The coding region runs from base 1 to 699 and encodes 232 amino acids. NCBI's taxonomy places the organism in Eukaryota, Metazoa, Chordata, Actinopteri, Perciformes, Anoplopomatidae. The record is from RefSeq and is a predicted model, not a curated record. The transcript has 2 exons. Gene Ontology annotation, molecular function: GTP binding.